Pogonomyrmex barbatus (red harvester ant) is the source of this 1342-nucleotide messenger RNA. It is a transcript of the gene TpnCI, whose product is annotated as troponin C type I. Gene Ontology annotation, cellular component: myosin II complex. Gene Ontology annotation, molecular function: calcium ion binding. Lineage: Eukaryota; Metazoa; Arthropoda; Insecta; Hymenoptera; Formicidae. The record is from RefSeq and is a predicted model, not a curated record.
AAAAUAUAGAUUCGAACGAUAGUCAGGUUCGUCCCACUACGUCAGGCUCCUAGCCGGCGUUAUCGGAUUCCGCGGAUCGAGCGAACACGAGACUAGAAGGAACCUCGAGAUCGUUGCUGAUACAUCAUGUUCCCAGAAAUAGCGCUAGCGACUUUCCGGAAACUUUGAGGCGACCGUUAAAGAGGCAGCAACAACGCAUUCUCGACGAUUGGCUGGAGCCAAGCUGGGGCGCGGUUGCGACCGACCACGCAACCGCUAUAUCAUCCCAUUCAAAUAUUACCGCGACACCGCGUUGCCCGGUAGCAGUGUAUGAAAUCGACAACGAGGUUCGGGCUUGCAGUUUCCACGAGAUCCUUUUCAAUUUCGUUCGCACAACCUCUUCGGACGCAACCGUUGCGCGUCUACGAGACUCGUUGACCAGCCGAUUACAACACCUUGGUGUCUUAAUUAAAGUAAAAAAAAAAGAAAAAAACAGUCGAAUCUCGCGCUGCCACCAUGGUAUGUUCUAUCGAUGAUAUUGCUGACGAAUUGCCGCCAGAACAAAUCGCCGUUCUGCGCAAAGCUUUCGAUAGUUUCGACAGGGAGAAGAGUGGCAGCAUUCCUACCGCUAUGGUAGCUGACAUCCUACGGCUAAUGGGGCAACCGUUCAACAAGAAAAUCUUGGAAGAGCUCAUCGACGAAGUCGACGCCGACAAAUCUGGGCGACUUGAAUUUGAGGAAUUCGUCACAUUGGCGGCGAAAUUCAUCGUUGAGGAGGACGUGGAGGCACUGGAAAAAGAGCUUCGAGAAGCCUUCAGACUCUAUGACAAGGAAGGUAACGGCUAUAUUCCAACGACAUGCUUACGUGAAAUCUUAAGAGAAUUGGAUGAUCAAUUGACGAACGAGGAACUAGACAUGAUGAUUGAAGAAAUCGACUCUGAUGGCUCCGGUACAGUCGAUUUUGACGAGUUCAUGGAGAUGAUGACCGGUGAAUAAUUAUCUUGAAUGAUCGAUAAACUAUUUUUGGAUCUAAAGGUACUUAUGUCCAUGCGAUCAUUACGUCUCACUUUUAAAAUCAAUUAUUCACGUAUUUAUGAUGAAUCAAAAUUCAUCGAAUUCAAUUGCACGGAGAUAUCUUCCAUUUCACGAUUAGUCUUGAAAGCAAAUUCCUAUCAUGCAACGUCGCAUUAUAAAUGAAUCGUCUCCUGCUUUUAUACAUACGUCAUAUUUAUUAUAAAACAACAAAUUUACUCCAUACACUUAUAUAAGAUCUGACUUUUCAUUGAAACUUUUUUUGAAAACUUUUUUUGAAAAAUCAUCGAAAAGUAUAUUUAUUGUUAAUAAAACCAGAUAAAAAUAAUUU